This is a messenger RNA of Protobothrops mucrosquamatus (brown spotted pit viper), 4493 nucleotides long. RefSeq names its product zinc finger protein 208-like. The transcript is spliced from 6 exons. NCBI's taxonomy places the organism in Eukaryota, Metazoa, Chordata, Lepidosauria, Squamata, Viperidae. The record is from RefSeq and is a predicted model, not a curated record. Gene Ontology annotation, molecular function: DNA-binding transcription factor activity, RNA polymerase II-specific; RNA polymerase II transcription regulatory region sequence-specific DNA binding. Gene Ontology annotation, cellular component: nucleus. Gene Ontology annotation, biological process: regulation of transcription by RNA polymerase II. The coding region runs from base 101 to 4384 and encodes 1427 amino acids.
AAGUCAAGAGGGAUCAUUUCCAAAUUCAGAAAAAGGGGAAUACUUUGGAAAUCAGAGGGGAGGAAGGGGUCACUUGGAUAAGCAUAUAAGGCAGUCAGUCAUGAAAGCGUCACACUGUGAAGAAAGAAAUAGUAGCUUGAAUCAAAGAAAACUAUACGGGUGUUCAGAUUGUAGGAAAACUUUCAGUCGGGAUUCUCACCUGAUGAUACAUCAGAGGACUCACACAGGAGGAAAACCAUAUGAGUGUUUGCAUUGUGGGAAAUGUUUCAGUCAUAAUUCCAACCUGAUAAUACACCAGAGAACUCACACAGGAGAAAAACCAUAUGAGUGUUUGCAUUGUGGGAAAAGUUUCAGUCAUAAUUCCCAUCUGGUUGUUCAUUUGAGGACUCACACAGGAGAGAAACCCCAUGAGUGUCCAGAUUGUGGAAAAAGUUUCAGUCAUAAUUCCAACCUGAUGAUACACCAGAGGACUCACACAGGAGAGAAACCAUAUGAGUGUUUGCAUUGUGGGAAAAGUUUUAGUCAUAAUUCCCAUCUGAUAGUUCACUUGAGGACUCACACAGGAGAGAAACCCCAUGAGUGUCCAGAUUGUGGAAAAGGUUUCAGUCAGUAUUCCAACCUGAUGAUACACCAGAGGACGCACACAGGGGAGAAGCCAUACAAGUGUCUGGACUGUGGGAAAUCUUUCAGUUCAAAAUCUGGCCUGGUGAUACACCAGAGAACUCACACAGGGGAGAAACCAUAUCAGUGUCUGGAUUGUGGAAAAAGUUUCAGUCAGUCUUCUAGCCUUGUGAAACACCAGAGGACUCACACAGGAGAGAAACCGUAUGAGUGUCCGGACUGUGGUAAAGGGUUCUGUACUAAGACUAACCUUAUUACUCAUGCAGGUUUACAUAUAGGGGAGAAACCUUUCAAAUGCCCAGAGUAUUGUAAGAAAACAUUCAGUCGGGAUUCUCACCUGAUGAUACACCAGAGGACUCACACAGGAGAGAAACCAUAUGAGUGUUUGCAUUGUGGGAAAAGUUUCAGUCAGAAUUCCCAUCUGGUGGUUCACCUGAGGACUCACACAGGAGAGAAACCAUACAAGUGUCUGGACUGUGGGAAAUCUUUCAGGUCAAAAUCUGUUCUGGUGAUACAUCAGAGGACUCACACAGGGGAGAAACCGUAUCAGUGUCUGGAUUGUGGAAAAAGUUUCAGUCAGUCUUUCAGCCUUGUGAAACACCAAAGAACUCACACAGGAGAGAAACCCCAUGAGUGUCCAGAUUGUGGAAAAGGUUUCAGUCAGUAUUCCAACCUAAUGAUACACCAGAGGACACACACAGGGGAGAAACUAUACAAGUGUGUGGACUGUGAGAAAUCUUUCAGUUCAAAAUCUAUUCUGGUGAUACACCAGAGGACUCACACAGGGGAGAAACUGUAUCGGUGUGUGGAUUGUGGGAAAGGUUUCAGUCUGUCUUCCAGCCUUGUGAAACACCAGAGGACUCACACAGGGGAGAAACCAUAUAAAUGUCUUAACUGUGGAAAAGGUUUCAGUCAGUAUUCCCACCUUGUAAUACACCAGAGGACUCACACGGGAGAGAAACCGUAUGAGUGUCCAGACUGUGGGAAAGGUUUCAGUACUAAGACUAACCUUAUUACUCAUGCAGGUUUACACAUAGGGGAGAAACCUUUCAAAUGCCCAGAGUGCGGACGGUGUUUCUCGCAAACCUCCUCCCUUACUACACACAAGAAAAUCCACAAAGGAGAGAAACCAUAUAGGUGUCAGGAUUGUGGGAAAAGAUUCAGUCAUAAUUCCCAUCUGGUGGUACAUCUGAGGACUCACACAGGAGAGAAACCCUAUGAAUGUCCAGAUUGUGGGAAAGGCUUCAGUCAUAAUUCCAACCUGAUCAUACAUCUGAGGACUCACACAGGAGAGAAACCAUAUGAGUGUACAGAUUGUGGGAAAGGUUUCAGUCAUAGUUCCAACCUGAUGAUACACCAGAGGACUCACACGGGGGAAAAACCAUUUGAGUGUUGGGAUUGUGGGAAAAGUUUCAAACAGCAUUCUGAUUUUGUGAAACACUGGAGGACUCACACAGGAGAGAAACCAUAUGAGUGUUCCGAUUGUGGGAAAGUUUUCAGUCAUAAUUCUGAUCUUCUGAACCACCAGAAGAGUCAUACUGGAGAGGUCCCAUACAAGUGUCUGGACUGUGGGAAAGGUUUCAUUCGGAAUUCUGCCCUGCUAAUGCACCAGAGGAUUCACACUGGGGAGAAACCGUACAAGUGUCCAGAUUGUGGUAAAUGUUUCAGUUGGAAUUCUAGGCUUGUGAUGCACCAGAGGACUCACACAGGGGAGAAACCAUAUGAGUGUCCAAAUUGUGGGAAACGUUUCAGUCAUAAAUCCAACCUGAUGAUACACCAGAGGACUCACACAGGAGAGAAACCAUUUGAGUGUCAGGAUUGUGGGAAAAGUUUCAGUCAUAAUUCCGACCUUGUGAAACACCAAAGGAUGCACACAGGGGAGAAACCAUAUGUGUGUCAGGAUUGUGGGAAAUGUUUCAGUGUUAAUUCCAACCUUGUGAAACACAAGAGGACUCACACGGGGGAGAAACCAUAUAACUGCGCAGAUUGUGGAAAAUAUUUUCGUUGGAAAUGUGUUCUGGUGACACACCAGAGGAUUCACUCAGGGGAGAAACCAUAUCAGUGUCUGGAUUGUGGAAAAAGUUUCAGUCAGUAUUACGUCCUUGUGACACACCAGAGGACUCACACAGGGGAGAAACCAUAUGAGUGUCCGGACUGUGGGAAAGAUUUCAGUACAAAGUCUAGCCUUAUAAGUCAUGUAGGUAUACAUACAGGGGAGAAACCUUUCAAAUGCACAGAGUGCAGACAAUGCUUCUCGCAAAGUUCCUCGCUUAUUAAACACAAGAAAAUCCACAUGAGGCAGAAGUCAUUUGGGUGUUCUGAUUGUGGGAAAACUUUCAGUAGGAAUUCUCACCUGGUGACGCACCGGAGGACACACACAGGAGAGAAACCCUAUGCGUGUCCAGAUUGUGGAAAACAUUUCAGUCAGAAUUCCCACCUGGUCUCACACCAGAGGACUCACACAGGGGAGAAAAUGUAUGAGUGUCCAGAUUGUGGGAAAGAUUUCAGUCAUAACUCCAACCUGGUGAUACACCAGAGGACUCAUACAGGGGAGAAACCCUAUGAGUGUCCAGUCUGUGGGAAAGGUUUCAGUCAUAAUUCCAACCUUGUGAAACACCAGAGGACUCACACUGGGGAGAAACCAUAUAUAUGUCCAGAUUGUGGGAAAGGCUUCAGUCAGAAAUCCCAUCUUGUUAAACACCUGAGUAUUCACACUCGGGAGAAACGGUACGAGUGUCCCCAUUGUGAGAAAUGUUUCUUCUGUAAUUCCAACCUGAAGAUACACCAGAGGACUCACACAGGAGAGAAGCCAUAUGAGUGUCCAGAUUGUGGGAAAGGUUUCAGUCUGAAUUCAAGUCUUGUUAAACACCUGCGGAUUCACACUCGGGAGAAACGGUACAAGUGUCCUGAUUGUAGGAAAAGUUUCAGUCAUAAUUCUGACCUUGUGAAACACCUGAGGAUUCACAGAGGAGAGAAACCCUUUGAAUGUCCUGAUUGUGGGAAAGGUUUCAGUCAUAAUUCCAAUCUUGUGAAACACCAAAGGACUCACACAGGUGAUAAACCAUAUAAGUGUCUGAACUGUGGAAAAUGUUUCAGUUGGUAUUCUGGCCUGGUGAGACACCAGAGGACUCACACAGGAGAAAAACCAUAUGAGUGUCCAGACUGUGGGAAAGGUUUCAGUACUAGAACUAACCUUAUAAAUCAUGUAGGUUUACACACAGGUGAGAAACCUUUUAAGUGCCCAGAAUGUGGGAAAACCUUCAAUCGGAAUUCUCACCUUGUGCAACACCAGAGGACGCACACCGGAGAGAAACCUUAUGAGUGUCCAGAUUGUGGGAAAGGCUUCAGUCAGAAUUGCCACCUGGUGACACACCAGAGGAUUCACACAGGAGAGAAACCGUAUGAGUGUCAGGAUUGUGGGAAAAAAUUCAGUUUCAUUCGGAAUUCUGCCCUGCUAAUGCACCAGAGGAUUCACACUGGGGAGAAACCGUACAAGUGUCCAGAUUGUGGUAAAUGUUUCAGUUGGAAUUCUAGCCUUGUGAUGCACCAGAGGAUUCACACAGGGGAGAAACCAUACGAGUGUCCGGACUGUGGGAAAAGUUUCAGUGCUAGAUCUAUCUUGAUAAAUCAUGUAGGUUUACAUACAGGGGAGAAGCCUUUCAAAUGCCCAGAUUGUGGAAAGUGCUUCUCACAAACGUCCUCCCUUAAUAAGCAUAAAAAAAUCCACAUGAGGCAGAAGGUGAUGAGUGAAGAGAAAGCUUGAAUUUCUUUUCUGAGCUGCCUUUGCAAAUGUAGCUGAGAAAUUAUUUAAUUUCUGGUCUGAUUCAGUUUAGUGAAACAUGUUUCAGUGUUAGGCAUGAGGGAGGAGAGAA